Penicillium verrucosum is the source of this 1740-nucleotide messenger RNA. RefSeq names its product nuclear distribution protein NudE (gene nde1). The transcript has 3 exons. Gene Ontology annotation, molecular function: microtubule binding. The record is from RefSeq and is a predicted model, not a curated record. Gene Ontology annotation, cellular component: kinesin complex; centrosome; kinetochore. Gene Ontology annotation, biological process: microtubule nucleation; establishment of mitotic spindle orientation; centrosome localization. The coding region runs from base 1 to 1740 and encodes 579 amino acids. Lineage: Eukaryota; Fungi; Ascomycota; Eurotiomycetes; Eurotiales; Aspergillaceae.
AUGCCGGCCGUCGAGGAGUCACCUUCCGGACGGAAGCAUACGAGUAGCUCCUACAGAGAUGAACUGGCUCAUUACAAAUCCCAGUAUGAGCAACUUGAGGCGGAGCUUGCGGACUUCCAGUCCUCCAGCCGGGAGCUGGAGGUCGAGAUGGAGAAGGACAUUGAAGCUUCGGAAAAGCGGGAACGGCAACUGAAGGAAAAGCUCGACACGAUGCGAUAUGAAGUCGACGAGUGGAAGACCAAAUACAAGCAGUCGAAAACCGAAGGCAACUCUGUGCAGAACAACCUGCAGAAAGAAAUCACCACGCUGCGAGACGCGAACCGUACUUUGCAGCUCAAGCUUCGAGACAUUGAAGUUGCCAACGAUGACUAUGAGCGCCAAGCCCGGAACACCACCUCGUCCCUGGAGGACAUGGAGUCCAAAUACAACAUCGGCAUUGAGCGCGGGGUCUUGCUAGAGGAGGAAAUCAGAAAUGGGGAGCAGGAGCGGGAGCAGCUGCGCAUUGACAACCAACGCCUCCGAGACGAGCUGUCGGAUCUGAAGAUUGAGGCCGAGAUCAUCCAAGAGAAGCUUCGAAAUACCGAAGGACAUGGGAUGCGUCGCCGCAAGCCUACUCCUUUGUACCAUCGCAGCCCGGCAACUCCACAGAGUUUGGAGAUCUUUGACCGUUCGCCUGGCACCGCUACAUCUUCCCCCGUGUUUGCCACACCCCCCGCUAAAUCAUCCCUUGCGUCGUCCACCGCUACCCCACCUUCGCCCCCUAUCUCCGAGUCGUCUGUGAACAUGCGCAAGUCAAUCAACCCCCAUGCAAACUCGACGCCUACAUUCCCUCGACAGAGAGCCGCUGGUGCAGAUCCAGUGAACUCUAGAACCCUUCACGCUCGGACUCAACCGCGCACCACUCAUUCACGAACCGCAUCUCUCGCUUACAGCAAUAGCGCAUACAGCACCGGAAAUAGCAAUGGCAAUGGCAAUGGCAAUGGCAAUGGUAAUGGUCGGUCUACUCCCUCUAUGUCGAUCUCGUCUCGCAACAGUUUGACGAGAAUGAAUACCUCGCGGCCACCAGGGCUUCCCAAGUCCGGAUCACUGUUCCAAAUCCGUGGCCUGAUUGGUAAGAUGCAGAAGCUCGAAGAGCGCGUCCAAUCAGCCAAAUCGCGGCUUCCUGCCCCAUCAGACACAUCCUCUCGCGGAUCCCCUCGUUCUGGGUCCGUGAUCAGCGACACCCCGAUCGUCCCCUCGUCGAUCACUGUUCGCAGGAAUUCUCGCAAGCGACUGAGUAAUAGCAGCCUUGGUUCCUCCGCGCGGGAUAGCGAAAGCACUCCAUCUUUCCCCCGCAAGGUCAGCGUGCACUCCGGUGUCCCUGCCAAUGCCCGGCCCGAAAGUCGCUCGAGUCGUCCCGGGGCCAAAACGCCACUGGGUCACUACUCGACGAACCCUCUGACAGAGAGCCGGCGGCCUCGGUCAUCUCUCAGCAACCACGCUGGCCAACUUCCUAACAUUGCUGGCAUGUCCCUCAUCGAUGAGGACCAAGACAUUCUUACGCCAACCACCUCCCGCAUCUCCCAGGAGAUUCAACCGCCUCCACGGCCAUCUGUGACUACCACCCCCACUCCCAUAGUGAAGAAGCGAACCAUUAGUGGCAUUCCGGCUCCCCGAAGCUUCAAGACUAGCAUCGGACCUGGUGCCAUGCCGCCGCCCAAUAGGAAGACCCAAGUCAGUGACCUGGGAGAGACGUUUUAG